GGGAGACGGAGCGGCCAUGUUGCGCUGUUGAUGUUUUUUUUAUAGGACGCGAACAGCAGACGGGAUCGGCCUGGAGCCGGGAUUCAAAACUCAAUCCGAGUCCAUCCGCAGCGAAGCGGGGCUGUCCACGCACGACCGAGGGUAUUCAGAGUAUCAAAACCCAACACUUGUUUGCACUUGAGAAAAAGCCAAUCUACAACAAACUGAAAAGAUAAAUAUCUACAAAAAAAACCAAACUGAUAUAUAUCUGGAUCACUGUGAAGCGACUUGCUUUUUUUUAAUAGGAAAAUAAACUGUUGAAUUUACUAUAAAUGACAAGAGGAUUAAACACCUUGUAAAGUUUAAAAAAACAACGAAGCAAACUUUAGACUUUUGUCCUAGUGGAAGCUGUGCCUAGGGUCAGCGCGGAAGAGGCUCCACUGUGUGUACUGAGCAGCAGUUUUUGAAGCCAGCCUCUUCUAUAUAUAUUCUCUUCAUUUGCGAAGAGCAUUUCUUUACUGACUUAUCAAAACUUAAACGCGUCUGCGUGUGUUUUAUUACAAGCUUUCAAAGGAGCGUUUCAAACGGGGGCGGGGGGCGGGACAAACUCUGUCUUGUAAUCGCACACGAUAAUACGUUUUGAAGUUUUUAAAAGGAAACAAAACGAAAAAGAAAUAAAAUUCGGAGGGGAGGGGAGAGAAAAAAAAAAACCAAAAAACGUGCAGUAUGGCCACCGCCAGGACCGAGAACCCUACCCCGAUGCUGAUGGGACUGAGCAAACAGAACGGGCAGCUGAGAGGACAGCAAAAGUCGGCUCCCCCUCAGUCAGGACCCCCUGGGAUCGGGCACCCAGUCAAGCCCCCUCACCUGCUGCAGAGCGCUGCCCCUCAGAAGGCUGGAGCUCCUCAGAACAGUGGAGGGAUCAGGUUCGGGGAUGACUGGAAGAAGAAUCUCCAGCUCCCUCCAAAGGAUAUGAGAAUCAGGACUUCAGAUGUAACUUCCACAAAAGGCAACGAGUUUGAAGAUUACUGUUUGAAACGGGAGCUGCUGAUGGGAAUCUUCGAGAUGGGCUGGGAGAAGCCCUCGCCCAUUCAGGAGGAGAGCAUGCCCAUUGCGCUGUCCGGCCGGGACAUUCUGGCCAGAGCCAAAAACGGGACGGGCAAGAGCGGCGCCUACCUCAUCCCGCUUCUGGAACGGCUGGACCUGAAGAAGGACAAUAUCCAGGCGAUCGUCAUGGUUCCCACUCGCGAGCUCGCUCUGCAGGUCAGUCAGAUCUGCAUCCAGAUCAGCAAACACAUGGGAGAGGUCAAGGUGAUGGCCACCACAGGAGGGACUAACCUGCGUGAUGACAUCAUGAGACUGGACGAGACCGUCCAUGUGAUCAUCGCCACGCCCGGCAGAAUUGUGGACCUGAUUAAGAAAGGAGUUGCCAAAGUGGACCGGGUCCAGGUGAUGGUGAUGGAUGAGGCUGACAAGCUCCUGUCUCAGGACUUUGUGGUCCUAAUUGAGGAGAUCAUCAGCUACCUCCCCAAAAACAGACAGAUCCUGCUCUACUCUGCCACCUUCCCCAUCAGCGUCCAGAAAUUCAUGAGCAAGCACCUGCAGAAGCCCUAUGAGAUUAACCUGAUGGACGAGCUCACUCUGAAAGGCAUCACUCAGUUCUACGCCUACGUGACGGAGAGGCAGAAAGUGCACUGCCUGAACACUCUCUUCUCCAGGCUGCAAAUUAACCAGUCGAUCAUCUUCUGCAACUCGACCCAGCGAGUGGAGCUUCUGGCCAAAAAAAUCACUCAGCUGGGCUACUCCUGCUUCUACAUCCACGCCAAGAUGAUGCAGGAGUACAGAAACCGCGUGUUCCACGACUUCAGAAACGGAUUGUGUAGAAACCUGGUGUGCACAGAUCUGUUCACGAGAGGCAUCGAUAUCCAGGCAGUGAACGUGGUAAUCAACUUCGACUUCCCAAAGAACGCAGAGACGUACCUGCACCGCAUCGGCCGAUCAGGGCGUUUUGGUCACCUGGGUCUGGCGAUCAACCUGAUCACAUCGGAGGAUCGCUUCAACCUGAAAUCCAUCGAGGACCAGCUGGUGACGGAGAUCAAGCCCAUCCCGAGCAGCAUCGACAAGAGCCUGUACGUGGCGGAGUACCACUCAGAGCUGCACGGGCAGGAGCCCCGCGACGGGGCGCUGGAGGAGCAGCCCUAACGGGCUGUUGGGCAGCAGGGUGGCUUUGUCUUCUCCAGAGGGAUGUAUUUGGUACUGUAGUGCUGCACAAAGACUUCUCGAACUUGGAAACAAAUUCUCUAUAUCAAUCCCAUAUUUUCAAGUAGCCUGGAUCUGCAAUCUUUUUUUUUUUUUUUUUAAAUCAUUACUCAAAGAAAACCAGGCAACCCCCCCCCCCCCCCCCCCCCCCCCCUGAAAAAAAGGUUUUCCUAGCUGAUAACUUUUCAAGCAACACUGAACUCCAUAAAGCUAUAAUACCCCUUCACUGCCUCUGAAAUCAUACCCCUACCCCCAUUCCUUCAUCACCAGGAGGGAGCGAGUCAACUAUCCCGUGACUGAUUGAUUAUAUCCCCCAUUCCUUCUUGGUCCUCAUACCCAAACCUGUUAGUCUGUCCCCUGUAGUUGUGUCUCUGCAGUAUCAAGUGCCUUAUCGCUCCCUCCUGGUUUAAUGCAGCGUCCCUCAACACACACACUGCUGCUUGUUUUAUUUUCUGUUCGUUUCUUGGUAGUUUUAGUAUCAGUGCUGCUGCUCCAGCCCCACUUUCUCGUUCUCCUUUUUCACUUUGUAGUCCAGACUUCACCCCGCCUCUCUGCAUCUCCCAGUCGCAGGAGGAAUCUUUACAUCUCGUUAAAGGACAGCUCUCAAGCCGACGCAGGAGAGGAAUUCAAGAUAAAUACAAAACAGAAUUCAAAGGGUUUUUUUUUUUUUUUUUUCUUCUAACCCCUGCUUAUAACAAAACUGUAGAGCCUGUUUUAUUAUUAGAAUUAUUCCAAGGCAAGACAGGAGUUGGGGGCAAGUCUCAAGUUCUUAAGAGCAAUGUGUUAAUUUUUUGGAAAAUUUACAGCAGGCUCAGUGCUGAAUUCUAAUGAAUAUUUACAACAAGCAGGCUUUUUUUUUUCUUUUUUGGCAAAGCAUGGGGGGGGGGGGC
Messenger RNA from Polyodon spathula (Mississippi paddlefish), 3128 nucleotides. Its product is annotated as probable ATP-dependent RNA helicase ddx6. Gene Ontology annotation, molecular function: mRNA binding; RNA helicase activity; ATP binding. The record is from RefSeq and is a predicted model, not a curated record. Gene Ontology annotation, cellular component: P-body; cytoplasmic stress granule. The transcript has 14 exons. Gene Ontology annotation, biological process: P-body assembly; cytoplasmic stress granule assembly. Bases 706 to 2181 code for a protein of 491 amino acids. Lineage: Eukaryota; Metazoa; Chordata; Actinopteri; Acipenseriformes; Polyodontidae.